Messenger RNA from Pneumocystis murina B123, 1147 nucleotides. RefSeq lists its product as hypothetical. Gene Ontology annotation, cellular component: Ino80 complex; nucleus. Bases 1 to 438 code for a protein of 145 amino acids. Gene Ontology annotation, biological process: chromatin remodeling. NCBI's taxonomy places the organism in Eukaryota, Fungi, Ascomycota, Pneumocystomycetes, Pneumocystales, Pneumocystaceae. The transcript has 3 exons. The record is from RefSeq and is a predicted model, not a curated record.
AUGCCAAAAUCUUUUAAGAGAAAAUAUAUUAAAUUAUGUGAAAAUUAUGAUUCUUUAAUUGAAAAAUCAGAAGACCUUCAACUACAAAUUGAAAAAGCUAAAGUUAUUGCAAAUCGUAUUUCUUCAGAAAAUACACACUUGAUGGACCUUCUUCUAGAUCAAGAAAAUGCAUAUAUAAACUCCUCUAUUUCAUCAGAAUUAGAAUCAGCAGAAGAAUCAAAUACAGAAACAGAUUCAUUGAAAAAUCAUAAUAGUGAAAGUGAUAUAAGCAGUUAUUAUCGAAAUGGAACGCCGCCUCAUUUACUUUCCUUAAGCCCCCAUUGGGAUUAUUCACCGGUAGAAAUCAUAGAAGAAGAAAAAGAUGAUCAAAGUCGAUCCAUUUUAUCCACAAAUUCGCUUCUUUUAUAUGGAAAAAAAGAAAAAAAAAACACCGAUUAAUCUGAUAAUACGUAUAAGAUGUCUUCUCAUAAUAUAACAUUAUAUAAUAUAUUGAUAAUUUUUUCAAAAAAGAAUUAAUACUAUUUUUUUGAUCGGCUUCUAGAUAUUCGGGUCGUAGAUAUAUAGCUAUGGUUUCCUUCAGAUACAUGUUUAUUUUUUAAUCUCGAACGUGCUCUUUUAUCCUAUUAAAAUGAAUAAGAUACUUUAAAUGUAUUUUGGAGCAAACUUUUACGCCUGUUCUUGUUUUCUUCCUGGGAAGAUCAUCGUCAUCAUCAUCAUCAUCGUUAUCGUCAGAUCGAUCACGUUUCCAAUCUGUCUUUUCUUCAUUCAUUUCUAGCUCACGUUUGACGGAUGUAAGAAGUGUUGCACAUCUUCUUUGCAAUUCCAAAGCAGUUCGACUUUUAAAGAACCAAUCAAAUCUAAAUAAUGGUGAUAUUCGGAUUUCUUCCCGUAAACGUUCAUAAACAUCUUCUGUUCCAAGUCCGUAUUCAUUUAAUUUAACAAGAAGAAAUCGAUCUUCUUCUUCUGUAUAAGAUUUUCCCUUAUUUUGAUUAUAUAUAAUUUUUAAUUGUUGCAAUGGAGCACGAUAUUGUGAAAUUUUUUCAUGAAGAAGCUUCGUUUGACGAUCUUGUUUUUGAAUUCGUCCUUCUCCUGCUUCUAUUUGGCCAAUAUAGCGUUCAUACCCUUCAAAGAUUAUAUAUGAUUUCAC